AUGGGCCCACAAGGCCUCUGCUGGUACCAAGGCUCAGAUCCUCAGAGCUCAGGCGAAGGAGAGACGUCUGCUCUGGUUUCCUUCCUGGUUGCCAAAACUGUCGACUGGAGGAAAAACACACAACGUCAGAGCUUUUUUUUGCAGAGCACAGAGUGCCUCAUUCCUGAUCACCACCCUGAACUCCUUCCAGGGUGUGUUAAAGGAAAAAUUAUGACCUCAGCAUCCAAAGGAAUUCUCCGCCCAUUUUUAAUCGUCUGCAUUAUCCUGGGCUGCUUCAUGGCAUGUCUGCUCAUUUACAUCAAGCCCACCAACAGCUGGGUCUUCAGUCCCAUGGAGUCAGCCAGCUCAGUGCUGAAAAUGAAAAACUUCUUCUCCACCAAAACCAAUUAUUUCAAUAAAACGACUAUUCUGAUUUGGGUGUGGCCAUUCGGGCAGACCUUUGACCUGACAUCUUGCCAAGCAAUGUUCAACAUCCAAGGAUGCCAUCUCACCACGGACCGUUCUCUGUACAACAAAUCUCACGCAGUUCUGAUCCACCACCGAGACAUCAGUUGGGAUCUGACUAAUUUACCUCAGCAGGCGAGGCCACCCUUCCAGAAAUGGAUUUGGAUGAAUUUGGAAUCACCAACUCACACUCCCCAAAAGAGUGGAAUUGAGCACCUGUUCAAUCUGACUCUGACUUAUCGCCGUGACUCAGAUAUCCAAGUGCCUUAUGGCUUCUUGACCGUGAGCACAAACCCCUUCGUGUUUGAAGUGCCAAGCAAAGAGAAGUUAGUGUGCUGGGUUGUAAGUAACUGGAACCCUGAGCAUGCCAGGGUCAAGUAUUACAAUGAGCUAAGCAAAAGCAUUGAAAUCCAUACCUAUGGGCAAGCAUUUGGAGAGUAUGUGAAUGAUAAAAAUUUGAUUCCUACAAUAUCUACUUGCAAAUUUUAUCUUUCCUUUGAAAACUCAAUCCACAAAGAUUACAUCACAGAAAAGCUCUACAACGCUUUUCUGGCUGGCUCUGUGCCUGUUGUUUUGGGGCCAUCUAGGGAAAACUAUGAGAAUUAUAUUCCAGCAGAUUCAUUCAUUCAUGUGGAAGAUUAUAACUCUCCCAGUGAGCUAGCAAAGUAUCUGAAGGAAGUAGACAAAAACAAUAAAUUAUACCUUAGUUACUUUAACUGGAGGAAAGAUUUCACAGUAAAUCUUCCACGAUUUUGGGAAUCACAUGCAUGCUUGGCCUGUGAUCACGUGAAAAGGCAUCAAGAAUAUAAGUCUGUUGGUAAUUUAGAGAAAUGGUUUUGGAAUUAGUCUUCCAUCAU
This is a messenger RNA of Camelus dromedarius (Arabian camel), 1301 nucleotides long. RefSeq names its product fucosyltransferase 9 (gene FUT9). Gene Ontology annotation, molecular function: alpha-(1->3)-fucosyltransferase activity. The record is from RefSeq and is a predicted model, not a curated record. Bases 1 to 1290 code for a protein of 429 amino acids. Gene Ontology annotation, cellular component: membrane. The transcript is spliced from 3 exons. Lineage: Eukaryota; Metazoa; Chordata; Mammalia; Artiodactyla; Camelidae.